Molecule: messenger RNA, 639 nt
Organism: Perkinsus marinus ATCC 50983
Lineage: Eukaryota; Perkinsozoa; Perkinsida; Perkinsidae
Exons: 1
Coding region: 1-639 (212 amino acids)
Molecular function (GO): oxygen binding; heme binding
Source: RefSeq, a predicted model, not a curated record
AUGGUUAUGAAACUGUUCCCCGACGAUCUCAUUGAACGUGCCGGAGGUAAGGAGAGUUUCCUAGCGGUUGCAAAGCGCUUCUACGAGAUGUCAUUCGAGGAUCCUAUUCUCGGAGUUCUGUACGAGGACAAAGAAGAACCCCACUAUAGAAUGUUUAGUAGGUGGGUGUUCACGGCUGUCGGGCUUGACGAUGAAAUGACUAAACGCGGUGGUACGAAAAUGAUCAAUUCCAUGCACAAGAAAGCACAACAUUCGAAAUACAGAGGUUGUGGCCCAAAAGAGGCCGGCUAUGUUGGUGCGGGCUUCACCAAGGAACAGAGGAAUCGUUGGUUGCGCACUCAAAUGAAGGCUUGCGAGGAGUUCAACGCUCCCCGAGAUUUUGUUGAGCCGUACAUACAUGGACUUUGUGUGUUCAUGGCGGUAUAUGGCCCCUUCACUGAAAGCCGCAAGGAAGAAGGUCCCCAGAGUGGUCAAUGUCCGGCUCAUCUGUUCCGACAGAGACGAGUGUCAGAGAUCACUUUGUCCUCUUUACCACCACAGAUACCAGGGUUUGACCUCCCCCAGGUAGUUGAAGACACGAGUGAAGAAUCUUCACUUGGAGUUCACUCUGACGAGGAUUCAUCCAACGAAAGAGAGUGA